Molecule: messenger RNA, 1049 nt
Organism: Schistosoma bovis
Lineage: Eukaryota; Metazoa; Platyhelminthes; Trematoda; Strigeidida; Schistosomatidae
Source: the annotation of a GenBank genome assembly
UGUGGUACGAUGUGGUUUGUUUGCUUGGUAUAUAAAUAGAGUAUGUUUGAAAUAUAAUGAUUCAUAUAUCCGAGGCUGUGACUUUCGUUCUGGACUCAACUGGCUGGGUUAGACAGGGAAGCGAGACCAAUCAGAACCCUAGGUCGUUCUACGUGUUUGUGCGUCUUUGGUCCGAUCAAUAAUCCGCUAUCCCUUAAUCAGCAUUAUUUUCACGUUAUAACAAUUGGCGACGGGGUGAAGAAAAGAUACAAUCCAGUCAUUCUGUAAUUGGACGAAAUCCAGUCUAAUUAUUCAACCAAUCAGUAUCCAGAUUGUCAUCAGUGUCCUUGAACCACAUUGGUCAUUAGUCAUACAGUAAUUUUCAUCACAGGUGCUGAUUCAAAAAAAUGACUCUCCCUUCCGAUCGAUUACAGCUGCUCUUUGAACGACAUUUGGAGUUAUUAGUCAAGUUCCGCACGCAGCUGCUAAAUCACUCAUGUUAUGAAGAUGCGACGGAAGUGGAUGGAUUGAUAUCUGAAAUACACAGUGAGCUGGAAAAUGACAGCAGCCUCCAUGAAUCCUCGAUGAACUGUACUUCAAACGAAACAGUCAUCCAUGAUGCGCCCACUGGUCCAGUACUUUCCAUUUCAGAAACAUGCCCGGUAAUGGAUUCAAACUACAUCAACCCCGAAACAGCAUGUGCAGACAGUAACAUAUCCAGCUCACGAGAAGAUCUCAUUGUUUUGCCAGAAAAUGUGUUUCACGUAUCAAAUAAUAACCAAGAACCUGGUACAGUUUUGUUGGACGCCGAUUAUCAUAAUGAACCACUACUUACUAAAGAUUUAAACCCUGAUGACUUCGAAUUGGAUGGCGUUUAUCCUCAAUAUCUGAUCGAUUUUACUGCAUUCCCUGUGCAAUAUGUUUUGAAGACAAUCAAAUUAAUUGUAAUUUGGAUUUAUGAAGACCCAACAUUAUUUCGAGGGGGAGGAUAGACGCGAAAACUAUCCAGAUAUUAACUCCGGAUCUUUUGUUUUAAAAAAAGGGGGAGGUGUUAGGUAGUCGGAAAUAGA